Molecule: messenger RNA, 1530 nt
Organism: Lodderomyces orthopsilosis Co 90-125
Lineage: Eukaryota; Fungi; Ascomycota; Pichiomycetes; Serinales; Debaryomycetaceae
Exons: 1
Coding region: 1-1530 (509 amino acids)
Biological process (GO): biotin import across plasma membrane
Cellular component (GO): membrane
Molecular function (GO): dethiobiotin transmembrane transporter activity; biotin transmembrane transporter activity; solute:proton symporter activity
Source: RefSeq, a predicted model, not a curated record
AUGCAAAGUAUGACUUCCAGUUCAGAUCAAGGAUCGAGGUCCAAAUCACUUGAGGUUGAAGAAAAUCAAAUUGAUCACUAUGAUCAAGAGAUGCAUGACGAUUUGGAUAAACAUGAAUUAAACAAAAUCUACCGUAAGUUGGAUUUCCGUAUCAUUCCAGCAUUAUGGUGUCUUUAUUUCCUUACUUCAUUUGGUUCAAAUUGUUAUGGUUUAACUUUAACCAUGAAUGCUGAAGUUGGUCAUUCGUUAACUCAAUCGUUGAAUUUGAGUUCAAAACAUACAUCUACCGCAUCAGCUUUAUAUUACGUUGGUUAUAUCAUCUUUGAUGUUCCUAUGAAUCUUAUCAUGACUAAAGUUAGUCCUCAAUCAUGGUUAGCAAGAAUUGUCAUUACAGUAGGAUUAGUGUACACAUGUUAUUGUGCUUUGGAUAGUGCUGGUGGUUUGAUAGCUGUGAGAUUCAUUAGUGGUGUAGUUGGUGCUGGUACAUGGCCAGGGAUGAGUUACUAUGUCUCACUUUGGUAUCCUAAUGACAGAGCCACAAGAAGAAUUGGUUAUUAUUUUACUGCAGCACAAAUUUCUGCUGCAGUUGCUGGGUUAGUUAGUGCGGGUUUCCAAAAGAUUGAUGGAAACAGAGGAUAUUAUGGUUGGCAAUGGAUGUAUUUGACAUAUGGUUCAAUUACGAUUGCAGUGGGAAUUUCUUUACUUUGGUGGUUACCUGAUAGACCAUUCAAUAUUGUUCAACAAUCAGAGAAUAAGAUUAAACAAUUUUAUAAUCGAUACUUUACCCCAUCUCAUCCAUUGACUGCGACUGAAAAAGAGUUACAUAGGAGGGACAUUGAGUACAGAUACAAACUACUCAAAUGGACUUGGAGAGACGUUGUUGCCAUUAUUACUGAUUUACGUAUUUGGCCAUUGAUUAUGAUGUAUUUUGGUGUUGUUGGGACAGGAUUUGGUUUAGCAGUGUUUGGAUCGACAAUUAUAAAAACAAAUAACCCUAAUUUGACGUCGAUCCAGGUUUCGUUAUUAUAUGCACCAAUUUGGUUAUUUGACUUGGGCGGUAUAUUGACAAUUACUCCAUUUGCUGAUAAAUAUAAAAAGUUUAGACCAAUGAUCUUUUGUGGUGCGUGUAUUAUAAUUAUUAUUGGUAUGGUGGUUACAACUUUUGCUCAUGGUCCAUGGAAUAAGUAUGCUGGGUUAUUAAUUGCUGGUUAUGGUUUGGGACCUACUGUUCCAAUCUGUAUGUCCUGGUCAGCUGAGGUCUUCUUCCCUAGGUAUGGAGAUGUUGGAACAGCAGUUAGUGCAGCCCUAGUUAGCGGGUUAGGAAAUUUGGGUUCGGUAACUGCCACUUAUGCCUUGUAUUCUGGUUGGCCCGAAGAUAAGGCUAGAUUGUACCGUGACUCCAAUAUGAUGUUGGUAUUGAUUACAGGAGUUAGUAUCAUUGCUUGUGGAGUUUGUUAUUUGAUUAAGGAUAAAGUUAGAAAUGUUCCAAACGUCGAUGACAAAGAGCAAGAGGUUGUUGAGUAUAAUUAA